Messenger RNA from Closterium sp. NIES-65, 567 nucleotides. Lineage: Eukaryota; Viridiplantae; Streptophyta; Zygnematophyceae; Desmidiales; Closteriaceae. The record is from the annotation of a GenBank genome assembly.
AUGGACGAGCCGGUCUUAUCCGCCGCUGACGUGGCGUUGUUUGAUAGGGUGCGGAGGCUGUACCCCGAGGGACAACCCAAGGGGAGCGGUCAGGGGGAGGAGGACCGCGUCGCGUUCCUAUUCCUGACACGUGGACCCAUGCCUCUUAGUAGACUAUGGGAGAGGUACCUACGGGGCCACGAGCGGCGGUACUCAAUCUACGUGCAUGCAGCGCCGGGGUUCCAGUAUCCCUUGGACUCGUCGCCUGUGUUCUACGCGCGGGAGAUCCCCAGCGAGAAGGUGCAGUGGGGCGACCCCUCCAUGGUGGCGGCAGAGCGACGCCUCCUGGCGAACGCAUUGCUGGACCCGGCCAACAAGAGAUUCCUCAUCGUCUCUGAGUCAUGCAUGCCUCUGCACGACUUCCCCUUCACAUAUCGCUACUUGAUGGCGGAAAACCAGAGCCUGCUGCACAGUGCGUGCAACAACGAUUGGAACUGCAUGGGGCACUACAGCAGUCGCAUGCAGCCGCACGUGCAAAGGAACCAGUGGACCAAGGGCUCUCAGGUAUACUCCAUUCACUUCAAAUAA